This is a messenger RNA of Haplochromis burtoni (Burton's mouthbrooder), 1210 nucleotides long. Its product is annotated as galactose mutarotase-like. The record is from RefSeq and is a predicted model, not a curated record. The transcript is spliced from 3 exons. NCBI's taxonomy places the organism in Eukaryota, Metazoa, Chordata, Actinopteri, Cichliformes, Cichlidae. Gene Ontology annotation, molecular function: carbohydrate binding; aldose 1-epimerase activity. Gene Ontology annotation, biological process: beta-D-galactose catabolic process via UDP-galactose, Leloir pathway; glucose metabolic process. The coding region runs from base 399 to 755 and encodes 118 amino acids.
GCUGAAAUAAAGGUUAUAUAAAAGUCACUGCUGUUACUGUUACACGAAUGUUGUUGUGGCUCCAGACUUUAUGUCAUCCAUGAGGGACGCAGUUGACAUAUGUUUCACAUAUUAUAGCCCAACACGUUACUUAUAGCACUUUAAAUACGAACAAUCAGUUUUUGGUAAAUACCGGAAAUCAGUUUUUUGCAGACAGUCACUUUUUGGCACAACAGCGGUUUUACUAUCUGUGUUGGUGUGUAUGUAAGAGACACGUGGGAAUACUGUAAGCUGGUAUUUUGACUCUUUUGUGCACAGUCCAGUGAGCAUUAAUAGGCUUCACACAGAUGUUCGUAGCCUCUGUACAAACUGCUGACUCUACUGUGAGCUAGAACAAGAUAUAUUGAACCUGUGGGAAUAUGACUCAGGUAAGCCAUCAUCCAUGGGGAGAGUGGCCUGGCCAGGGCACCGUGGACCUGUGGGUUGUCCAGUCUCCUCAGGUGAAGGUGGAAGUCCUAACCUUAGGUGCCAUUGUCAGAUCAGUGAGCUACAGAGGGAAGGAUGGACAAAUGGAGGAUGUAGUCCUUGGCUAUGAUAACCUGGAAGGUUAUGUAUCAGAUAAGCGGUACCUGGGCGCUGUGGUGGGCCGUGUGGCAAACAGGAUUGCAAAGGGACGUUUUGUCCUUGAGGGAAAGGAGUACCAGCUGGAUCUUAACAAUGGACCAAAUGCGCUGCAUGGAGGCCUGCGAGGCUUCAACAAGGUGAGGUCUGGUUAAUAUUAGUUUGUGCUCCAAUCUUAACAUGGAGCAAAAUUUGUGGAAAACUGUAUAAAUGAUGUGUUUUCCCUCUGUGUACAUGUUUCACCAAUCACAGCUAAGUGUUUGACCAUUAUUUGUAAUGUGUGACAAUUUGUGCACACAGUGCAGAGCAGCUACCUGAACACGACUCCCACAGGCAUCAAUUAUCCUGCUAAUAAUUUUAAGCUUUACUCCGUACGACUCUGGAUACUGUAGCUCCUGUGAAAAAACCCUUAAAUCAGAAGUACCUGACUCUGUGGUAUAAUUGUAAAACAUGUAGCCUAAAGCAGAUGACUCGUAGGCUGGAGAGGAAAUGGCGUGUCACAAAUGUAGAAGAUCAUCAUCAUUUGGAGAAAUAGUUUGCUGCUUUAUAAGAAAGCCCUCCGCAAAGCCAGAACAUCUUACUAUUCAUCACUGAUUGAAGAAAAUAAGAA